Messenger RNA from Rotaria sp. Silwood2, 989 nucleotides. The record is from the annotation of a GenBank genome assembly. Lineage: Eukaryota; Metazoa; Rotifera; Eurotatoria; Philodinida; Philodinidae.
AAAGGUAUGCUCAAUAUGAUCACGUUGAUUAUUCGUAAAGAAAAACCAAGUGCAAAAUAACCAUAGAAAAUGUGGUAAGGCAUAUGCCAGAAAGAUCUUUCUACGAAUUUUAAUGUCUUUCGUCCUAAUAGUUCUAAAUAUGAUCCUCAUAGCAUUGUAUAUUUUUCUAAUGAUUCCAAGACGUUCUUUGAUAUAAAAAUCCCAACCUAACUUAACCGAAAUAAGGGACUAUACAUAUUUUCAAUCGACUUGUUGGCGUAAUAAACGAAAGAGAAAGGAACAUCAAAAAAAAAUAGCACAGUUAAAAACUGAGAUAACAAAAAUCUCUGUUGAAGUUCUUUUUGCAUGCUGACACAAUAAAUGAAGAUCUAUUAUUUAUUGAAAAUAGAAUUUGAUAGUCUUCUAUAUUAAAACAAAUCAAUUUAAAUGAAACAUAAUGUUAAUUAAGAAUUUUCAAUGUUUGCUCUAUUAUAUUUAGAUUUAAACAAUUGAUUAUGUCUCUUUUGGCAUUAAAGCAAGAUGAUAAAGAUAAAUAUGGAACUUAUGUUUCGAUUCUAUGUGAUAAAAAUACAAAAACUUUAUUAGAUAAAUUUAUUGAUUUAAAUAUUGAAUUAAACGAAAAAAUAGAUCCAUCGUCGUAUCAUUGUACAAUAAUUUGCUCACAUAUUCAAAUUCCAUCAGCUGAAAUAUUGAUUGUGCCACAAAACAUAAUUGCUUAUGCAACUGGUUAUGAUUUAUUAACAACAAAAACUGGUGGAAAAUGUUUGGUUAUGAUAUUGAACUGUCAUGAAGCAAGUCGAUUGAAUAAACUGUUAAUACAACAUGGAGCAAUAUCGGAUUUUGAUGAUUACAAACCACAUAUAACUAUUUGCUAUAAUUACGUUGGAAAUGGUAAUCUAACGAAGUUACCUAUUCCAAAAUUCGAUAUUAUAUUUGAUCAAUAUGAAGUUAAAUCACUCGACCAGAAUUUUAUUCCUCAAAACAAAUAA